AUGCAUAUCUCAGACGACUUCAACAUGCUCCGUGAGCGUGUUCAGACUAUCAUCCGCCAGCGAAGUCGCAAGGAGAAGCGCAGCUUGGAUAUUUCUGCACCUUUCAACUUUGAAAAGAACCCAGUCAACCUUCCAGGCGUUUCAGAGGAACAACUCUCCAUGCUUCGAGAACAAGCUGCCGCCAGUCGAAUUGGCAUCGCAGACCAUCCCGGUCCUGGCCCCAUCGCUCCUCGCUCGCCCUGCUCGACAUCAAGCCUAUUCUCCCAUCCAGUACGACCAGCUAUGAAAUCGGUUCCCACAUGCGACUCGGUAUCCUCCACCGACAGUCUUCACUAA
Molecule: messenger RNA, 336 nt
Organism: Fusarium pseudograminearum CS3096
Lineage: Eukaryota; Fungi; Ascomycota; Sordariomycetes; Hypocreales; Nectriaceae
Exons: 3
Coding region: 1-336 (111 amino acids)
Source: RefSeq, a predicted model, not a curated record